AGAAGAAGCAGACCUGCCUGUGACAUUCACUGCUCUCAUGUCGGUGUCAUCUGUACAUUCCUAAAUAUCUCAAAAUGAACAUUAUGCUGUCCUCAUUUUCCCGACUGCGUGGUCUAACUCACGUGCGUAGCAUUCCCACAGCAGACCUAACUGGAACCUCUUACCUUAGAUCGUUCAGCAGCUGGAUUGGUCCUGGAGCAGCUGCUAGACCACAGGUUUUCAAAGCUUCAGAUACAAUUUCUUCACAAGCUGAAGGUUCAGGAGUGUUUCAGCAGGUUCCCUGGCAGUACCAGCAGGUACGGACCCGGAAAAGAGGCACAGAGUAUCAGCCCAAAAACAUCAAACGAAAGAGAACCCACGGCUGGAUCAAAAGGAUCAGCUCACAAGGAGGCAUCGAAGUGAUUCUGCGGCGUAUGUUGAAAGGACGGAAAUCGCUCACACACUGAAAGUUCCCAAUGAAGAUUUGACUUUAAAGAAAAAGACCUUGGUUCUUAUAUUUUGCAGGUGCUCAGCAUGAAGCAAAGAACUUGUGUAUUGGGUUAACUGGUGUGAUACUGGGUGUAGUCUGGGACUGGCAGUUCCACAGUAUUGGUCUUGAGAGUGUAAAUGUGCCCUGUAAUUUUGCCCACCCACUCUGGUCAGGGCGGUUUUGGUCAAAGUCAUUACAUGUUAGCACAUUUGUGUGACUUCAUUUCUUUUUCUUUUUGAGUAAACAUUGUUGACUUAAAGAAAAAAUGUUCCUAUAAUAAAAUUCUUUUCCAGAAUCA
Molecule: messenger RNA, 767 nt
Organism: Pelmatolapia mariae (spotted tilapia)
Lineage: Eukaryota; Metazoa; Chordata; Actinopteri; Cichliformes; Cichlidae
Gene: mrpl34
Product: mitochondrial ribosomal protein L34
Exons: 2
Coding region: 75-446 (123 amino acids)
Biological process (GO): translation
Cellular component (GO): mitochondrial large ribosomal subunit; ribosome
Molecular function (GO): structural constituent of ribosome
Source: RefSeq, a predicted model, not a curated record